Messenger RNA from Seminavis robusta, 537 nucleotides. NCBI's taxonomy places the organism in Eukaryota, Bacillariophyta, Bacillariophyceae, Naviculales, Naviculaceae. The record is from the annotation of a GenBank genome assembly.
AUGUUGGAGGGCUUUGAAGUUGUCCCAUCGCCCGCGAGUAGAUCCAACCACAACAGCAAGCCUUCGUCGCGUCACCGUCGAGAUUUGUUAUUGCAGUCCAUCCAAGUGGUCCCCCUUUUGGGAAUUACGCUACCUGCCAAAGCAGCCGCUCCCAAAGUCAAACCAGCUCUGGCGUUUGAAACUCUGUCCAUUGCCGAACAAGAACUGCGUCAAGCCGCGAAAAAGUACUUGCCCACCAGCGACUAUGACGGUUUACGAGACUUUUUGGCCACGAGUGAACUCAAAAACUUUGAAACCUACAGUACCGCCAUUUUGUCCUCCAAGCUAUUGAGUGAAGAAGACAAGAAAUCCAUCGGGACCAUUCGGACGUAUGGCGUCGGUGCAGAUGUUCAGAUCAUGUUCGGGGGGUUGAUGGCCGAAUUGGACGACACGAUGGUAGACGAACCCAAUCGUGGAGAUGUUGUCAAGUACAUGACCAGAACCAUUGAUGCAUUGAGCGAAGUAUUGACCAUUUGUCGCAAUAGUGGGUCGUUUUAG